GACUCCGCUCAGAAUUCACCCCUCGAGGCCCAGAUUCCCACAUACUCCGGACUGAGCUCUGCAGUAGCCAUGCCAACCACCGUGCUGGGAUUGCUGGGAGUUUUGCUCUGUGCCCUUGCCGUUAGUUCUGAGGUCACACCACAGCCCGACUUCGACGUCAAGGGGGUGGCUGGGAAAUGGUAUCUGAUUGGAUUUGCCACCAACGCAGAAUGGUUUGUCGCCCGUAAGGCGAACAUGAAGAUGGGAGUCGCCAUGCUGACACCGAGAGAUGAAGGAGAUCUGGAGAUGGCAUAUUCCAGUCUCAAUCCUGAUGGCACAUGCUGGAGGAUGACCCAUCUCGCUCAAAAGUCUGAUGUUCCUGGAAAAUUCAGCUUCCGCAGUGAACGCUGGGAGACUGACAAUGACAUGUGUAUUGUUGAUGUGAAGUAUGAUGAAUAUGCUUUGAUCCACACGGUCAAGACAAAGGACGGCUUCACUACAGUGCUCGACAAACUUUAUGGCCGAUCACCCGACCUGAGCCAGGAUGUCUUGGACAAGUUCACUGCAUUUUCUCUGGAGCAAGGCGUUCUGCCGGAGAACAUCGCCAUCCUGCCUAAAAAUGACGAGUGCCCUUGAUGAGCUGAUGUGAAGAUCCUCUCUGGCCCCUGAAUCCUGACUUACUUAUGACUGUAGUGAAACCUUUAAAGUGCCCUCUAGUGUUACGCUCUCAGUAUCAGUCCUUUUUACCCUCUUAAAGUUCUUUUCUUCACUUCCUAUCAUUUCUUCAUGAGUUUGGACCAAUAAAAUUUUUUGUGAAUCUCUGUUA
Molecule: messenger RNA, 805 nt
Organism: Megalobrama amblycephala (Wuchang bream)
Lineage: Eukaryota; Metazoa; Chordata; Actinopteri; Cypriniformes; Xenocyprididae
Product: Lipocalin-like
Exons: 6
Coding region: 70-615 (181 amino acids)
Molecular function (GO): small molecule binding
Source: RefSeq, a predicted model, not a curated record